Molecule: messenger RNA, 1677 nt
Organism: Coccomyxa subellipsoidea C-169
Lineage: Eukaryota; Viridiplantae; Chlorophyta; Trebouxiophyceae; Coccomyxaceae
Exons: 12
Coding region: 1-1677 (558 amino acids)
Biological process (GO): DNA-templated transcription
Cellular component (GO): RNA polymerase III complex
Molecular function (GO): single-stranded DNA binding
Source: RefSeq, a predicted model, not a curated record
AUGGUGCAGUGCAGUCCUCAGAGAAGACGCCUGUGCACUAGUUUGAUCAAAGAAUUCUUUGGAGAUACCGUAGAGAGAGUCUGCAAUGUGCUGACAGCGCGCGGCCAGCAAACUUUGCCAGAGGUGGUGCGCGCAAGCGGCCUGCCACCUUCUGCAGUGCGCAGCGCACUGCUUGUGCUGCUGCAGCACAAUUUCGUGAUCUCUGAGCUUGUGCAGCCGGACACAGGCCUGCGAGCCCCCCAGGCUCCGUACUUCCUGUACCAUGCAGACACAGGGGCCAUCAUUCAGAUCCUGCGGAGACCUCGUAUCCUGCAGCAUGUGCAGCGAGAAUAUGGAGGACCCGGGGAGAGCGACAUGGCAGUGAAGAUCAUCGAGGUGCUGCUGGCGCAUGGGCGGCUGCGGCUGGACCAGGUGGCGGCGGCGGUGGCGGCACGGAUGGAGCGGCCGGAGGGGGAGGUCCGGGGGGACCUGCACGCGCGCUUCAUAUCCCUUGUCAACGGCCGCCACAUCGAGCGCGUCCCCCCGGCUGACAUGCCGCUGCGCAAGCCCGUGGCCUUCACCAAAGCGCAGGCAAAGAGGGCGGCGCCGAAGCCGGGCACGCCGGAGGCGGCGGUGCAGGAGGCGGAAGCUGUGCGGCAGCUGGCGCAGGACUCCUACUCGGCCGAGCGCUUCCGGUUGCCACGCGAUCUCACCGGCGCUCCCGACACCACCCGCGACCCCAGACUCUCCAAGCAGGCGGGGCGGGGAAAGAGGAAGCGCGAUGAUGCAGAUGCGGCCAGCCAGCGGUCAGAUGCAGCCUCAGCACAGGAGUUGUGGCGUGUCAACUUUGAGGAAUUUAACUGCAGGCUCAGGGACGAGGCAUGCGCAGAGUACGUGGCAGUGAUAUACGGGCGGGAGGCGGGCGCAUUGGUGGCGGCUCUGCUGACCUGUGCUGCGCGGCAGCCGGGCGGCAGCCGCCUGGACAGCGGCGCAUCGGCCGCCGUGUCGGUGUUGGCCGCCGCCGCCGCGCUGCCGCAGAUGCGGCGCUCCCGGCCGGACCUCCCCGUGCUCACCGGCGCAGCCGCCGCGCGCGUGCUCGGUGAGCUGACGGAGGAUGCCAGGAGCGGCGUGACGCGCAGCGGAUCGUCUGGGGUUGCAAACGAGGCGUUCAUCGUUGACACUGGCGCCAUCACCCGAGCCAUACGCCAGCAGCAUAUUGAGGCCCUUGUUCGAGAGCGCUUCCCUCCCAUCGGCAUGCGCGUGUUCCGGCUGCUGUGCGCAAAGAAGCAGCUGGAGCAGAAGCAGGUGGCCGACUAUGCGAUGGUCCCCGUGCGCGACGCGCGAGAGCUGCUCUACCGCAUGCUGCGCGCCGGCUUCCUCACCCUCCAGGACGUGCCGAGGACUGCGGACCACUCGGCCUCGCGCACGUUCUACACGUGGCGUGUGGACAGCACGGCAGUGACGAGGCGCGUGGGCGAGGAGCUGCUGCAGGCGGCCGGCAACCUCCGCGCGCGCCUGCACCACGAGCUCUCCGAGCACGCCGAGGCACCAAAGGUGCUGAAGCGGGUGGAGGCUGGAGACACGGCGCUGCAGCCGCACGAUAAGGCUGAGGUGGAGAGGGUGUGCCGAGUGAGCGCUCUGCUGGAGACGCGGCUCAUCGCCCUGGACCCGCUCAUAGCGCUCUUCCACCAGAACUGA